Molecule: messenger RNA, 681 nt
Organism: Trichoderma citrinoviride
Lineage: Eukaryota; Fungi; Ascomycota; Sordariomycetes; Hypocreales; Hypocreaceae
Exons: 3
Coding region: 1-681 (226 amino acids)
Source: RefSeq, a predicted model, not a curated record
AUGGUCUCUCAACCAGAACCCCCUCCGUCUCUCGCAAUCCGCGGCACCUCGUCCCUCGUCUCCCGCCCGUCCGCCCGCAGCAAGCGCUACAACCGCUCCCACGUCGGCGGCACCAGCUCCUAUCUGCCGCAGAAUGAAUUCCCCGUCUUCUCCCACAGCGGCGACGUCGAGAUCCUCAUCCGCGCAGGGCCCGUCGAGAACCGCUACCUGCUGCACCGCCACACGCUGACCCGAUGCAGCGGCUUCUUCGAGGCCAGCACCUCGUCCGAGUGGUCGCGCGCCCAGCCGAUGCUGCCAAGCGGUCACGAGCUGUCGAGGAUCGGUGAGGACGGCCCGGCAUCGUCUGGCGCCGACGGGGAUGCCAGUGGGCAGGGUGGCGGCACGACGGCGCCGACGCGGAAAUGGCGAUACGAGCUGGACUCGGGCUCGGGCAACAACGACAUCCCCAUGCUGGUGCAGCGGGAGGAGCCCCGAGCCGACGCGCGCUCCCUCGGUUCGUCGCUCUUCGGGCCCGGCCCCAAGACGUCGUCGUCGUCGUCGCGCUCCUCGCACUCGCAGUCGAACCACCACAAGAGCAGCAGCUACUCGCACCCCAUGAGAGAAAUGCCCAGCUGCUUUAUAUACAGCAGAGACGAGGUCUGCCACAUGACAUGUAUAUCACCGCACACCAGGGGGAGUUGA